Salpingoeca rosetta is the source of this 2624-nucleotide messenger RNA. RefSeq lists its product as uncharacterized. The record is from RefSeq and is a predicted model, not a curated record. Lineage: Eukaryota; Choanoflagellata; Craspedida; Salpingoecidae. Bases 100 to 2589 code for a protein of 829 amino acids. The transcript is spliced from 5 exons.
CCGGUGGGCAAAUUUCGGUUUGCCACUCCAUUGCGGACAACAGAGACAAAAGACAGUGGUGGUCGAGUUUGGCGGGAACAAGCAGCGAGCGAGGCAGGCAUGUCGUUGCUUACGCUACAGGAGAAGCUGGUGAAGCUGAAAUCGUCCAAGACCAAAAAGGCGGGCGAGGAUGUGUUUGACAUGCUGAAGAAUGCAGACCUCCUGCUCACCCUCGACGACAACACCCUGGACCACAUCACCCCAACAUGGCAGGACGUCGUUGAGCCGUACGUGACGUCUUGUGGCAACAUCGGCAGCCGCGUCACGGCCACCAUCUUCCAGUUUGAGCACCUAAACAAGAUCCUCGAGUGCGCAGAUGCCCGCUUCAAGCAGCACGGCACAACCAUGCUGCCGGAAAAGUUCAUGCACCAGGUCCUCAAGAAGAUGCUCCAAUGGCUCAAGGAGCCGGCCCGCGUCCACUACGUCGUCAACAUCCUCCUGCGCCGCAUUUUCAUCCACGACGCAUACGUCGCGUGCAUGUCCGCCGCCCUCAUAGACAAGUUCAUGCAAAUCUGCCUCCCAGCCGUCCGAGAGCCGGGCACUUGGGCUCACAAGGACACGUGCAAGCUCGUCGAGCUGUUCAAGUGGCUGCUGUGCGACAGCCCGGCCUUGAUUCAGCAGCGCAUCAUUCACUCCAAGAACCGCCACGACAUCCAGGACGCCCUCCACGACACGCUGGAGCGGCUCGGCCCUGCUGGCAGCGCCGCCAAAGGCCACUUUGGCACACUCAAGCAGUUGCUCAGAGGAUGUCGCGCCUACACGCUCCUCCUGGCGCACCAAGGCCAGCUUGCGCUUGCACACUGGGCCAAGGACUGCGCCCGCCGGCUGCUCGACCUCAUCCUCUCCUCGAACAUCACCGACGACGUGCGCACACAGGCCGUGCAAACCCUCCGCGUGUUCCUGGCCGCUCGCAGCUGCGCCGACUCUAAGCUGCUGAGCAGCUUCACCUCGCUUGUCACGAGUGAGCUGCCGCGGUUGCUUUUCGUGCGCCAGCGGUUGGCAUCUGGCACCAAGCUGUCGCCGGACAAUCAUGCCUUUGCAGCCUUCAUCGCAGACCUCCUUGCCAUUGUUCCGGCAUUCUCCAACAGCGAUGAGCGAAUCAGCGUCAUCCCACCGCCUCCCACGCGUGCGGGCAGCCGGGCAUCCGCUACACAGCUCCACACAACAGGGGCAGCAACCGCCAUGGCAGCUGCUGUUGGCGCGCGCAUGGGGCGACUGCGGCUGCCGUCGCUGCAGUCCCGCUCCUCUGCUCGCCGCCCUCACGACAGCAGCAGCAGCAGCAGGAGCAGGAGCAGCGGUGUUGGUGGUCGUGUUGGUGAUGGUGAUGGUGAUGGUGAUGGUGAUGAGGGUGACGCCGUUGUGAUUGACCUGGAGAAUCCCAACAACAACAGCAGCGCCAGGAGCAGCAACAACAACAGCGGACGUGCGAGUAGCAGCGCAGGAGCUGGGGACGCAGAGCCGCCACGACUGCGCGCCAAGAGGAAGGAAGGUGCCAUUGCCACCCUGUUGCGGUGGCUUGGCAAACAAGAGGAGGCCGCCAUCGUGCUCACCACAUACUUGGUGGAGCGACAUGCUGACAAGGCAGGCCUGCCGUUUAUCAAGCAGGCCAUCCGUGGCGCCUUGCCGCUGAUCCGCGAGGGCGCAGGGGAGAACAGUUACUGGGGGCUGCGCUGCGUCGCUGCGUUGCUGCACGCUGCCCAUCACGCCAUCAAGCGCACCACGCAAGCAAACGCCAGCAACUCUCCCACAAGCGCACAUGCACCGGGAGCACCAGCACCAGCACCAGCAGCAGCAAGAACAGCAGACAUUAAUGGACACGCACAUGCAAUGUACACGGCAGCUGGCUCCACUGGCACUGCAUUCAGCGCCACUGCUGCCAACGCGUCAUCAACAACGGCGCUAACAAGAGCGCCGACGUGCGAUGCGACGAGAGCGUGUGGCGUGCUGGGCUUUGAUGAAGAACUGGACGCGGCGUACUUGGAUGCGCUCUCUGCGCUGCGCGCGCUGCUGGUUGGCGCUGCAGUCCCAAGCAGUUCCCUGCAUGCACGCAACGCGUUGUGGCGCGCGCUUGUGGUCUACGGCUCCCCAGAUGUGCUGCGGGACGUGGACAUAUCUCCGCUCAUCCACCCCGACCCCGUCACAGAUGACGACGUCGAUUUUCUCCUUCCUCUCCUGCACACGCCAAGCGGACACCACCACGUAACGCAGUCUCCUCUGUUGGAAGCUGUCAUCUCCUGGCUGUGCAUGCCGCCAAUUUUCACUGUCUUCACCGUCUUUACCAGCACCUGCGCAUCGUCAUGGGCCGUUGCCAAGUGCUUGGCACUGCUGUGCAGCACAAAGGCAGCGCCACCAUCGUUGCUGGUGCCGUCUUCUAACGAGUCUCCAGCGCAUGUGCGAGCAGCGCCCACGGUCGGUGGUGCCGAGAGCGACGGCGCAAACGCAUCCAGCAUGAUUGACCGCGAGCUGUCUGAGCUUGAGGACGCCUAUCUCUUCAACCGAUUCACAGCCCCAAACCACGUCAGCGAUGUUGCCUGCAUGUUUGCGAGUUGAAGAGGAUGAUUGUGGAUGCGCAACCUUGAGCGAGG